This is a messenger RNA of Cuscuta europaea, 818 nucleotides long. The record is from the annotation of a GenBank genome assembly. Lineage: Eukaryota; Viridiplantae; Streptophyta; Magnoliopsida; Solanales; Convolvulaceae.
CCUACAACACGUUAUCAGCACCAGCACGAUGCCCUAACCCUAGCUUCUCUCUUACUCUUUCCGUUCUUCUCUAUUCAGGCUCCGGUGUCCUCCAAGUAUUUUCUGAGUCGGCAUUUUCUUUCUGCAGUUUGACGUUUCUUUCUUCUAUUUGCCCAGAAUGGAUCGCCAGAUCUGUAUUUGAUGGUCAAAGCCAUCACCGCCCCUCAUAGCCGGAACAGCUGGCCGCCCCACGAAGACGCCCUUCUCAGUUGACUAUGCUCGGAGCAGGAUUGUGGACACCGCCAACCACAUUAAGGAUUACGCCGGGGGCUACCUUCAUGGGAAGGACAAAGACGUUGCUCCCAUUACAGAUGGAUGCAGAUGAUCGAUCUAUAUGUUUAUCCAUUACAGAUGGAUAUCUAUUUAGAUGGAUAUCCUUCCUUUCCUUUCUUAGUUUAAUUUGUUAUUCAGUGAACGGUUAUCUAUUUAGGCCGCCCCUCUUAGUCAGCGUUUUAGAUUGCUCGUGGGUAUUGCAAGCAGAGGACAAAAGAACGUGGAGGCCCCCUCCCACUAGCUCAGUCGCGCCUCCAGCAGUCCAGCCGCCAGCAAUUCAAUCACGCUUGGCCGCCUUCCAACGGCUGCGACUCAUCAAUUCCCGGAUCUCUGUUGAGAGUUUUGAAGAGGCAACAAGACACAUACAACAUUCUAUCUACAACUCAGCACAAGGGGGAGUGUUGAAGGAAAAUCUAUGUUGUGUGCUAUCAUUUAGAUAGAAUAUGUAUUAGGGCUUUUCUAUGUAAAUGAUGUAUUAUGGGCCUAUUGGCCCGUACUUGUAAACC